UUUGAUGAUCUCUCUGACAACAUUUCUCUGUUUCUGAACAAGUAUUACCAACAAGAGGCCACAAAACUGCGUCAGCAAAUUACAAACUUACAGAAUUCCAACAGGAAUUUGCUGGGUGAUGCUCUCACCACCAUGAGCCUGAGGGACCUGAAGCAACUGGAAACAAGAUUGGAGAAAGGCAUCAACAAAAUAAGAGCUAAGAAGAAUGAACUGCUGCAUGCUGAGAUUGACUACAUGCAGAAAAGGGAAAUGGAACUCCAAACUGACAACAUGUUUCUGCGCAAUAAG
Messenger RNA from Phalaenopsis equestris, 288 nucleotides. RefSeq names its product MADS-box transcription factor 3-like. The transcript has 4 exons. The record is from RefSeq and is a predicted model, not a curated record. Gene Ontology annotation, molecular function: DNA-binding transcription factor activity. The annotation marks the transcript as partial. Gene Ontology annotation, cellular component: nucleus. Gene Ontology annotation, biological process: regulation of DNA-templated transcription. NCBI's taxonomy places the organism in Eukaryota, Viridiplantae, Streptophyta, Magnoliopsida, Asparagales, Orchidaceae.